GCACCGACCGGAUCUAGCUGAGACAUCAAGACCUAUGCUAUGAGAUAAAUUGGGCACCGGGAAAGAUCAAUCCCGCGGACUACUUAUCAAGAUACGCCAUCCCAUUUAAGAACCUGGCUAAAACAAUUCAGAGAGAGUCCAACGAACUUGAGAAAACGGUGUGGAUGCUACAGUACUCCCCAUAUACAGAAUCGGUCUCAAUGAGACACAUCGUCCACGAUACGGCGAACGAUAAAACACUCUCGAAACUAAAGCAAUACAUACACAAAGGAUACGUCCCUCGUUCGGAACCAGACCUCGACCCGUACAGAAAGCUUCUGCCGGAAUUAAGCAUAGUGGACCAAAUGAUAAGGGAACCAAAAUCGUCCUACCACGGUCACUAUGGAAGUCGGCGAUGGCGAAGGCACACCAAGGAGGCCACCCGGGGAUCAAUGGACUAAAAAGACGAAUCCGCAGCCAUUUCUGGUUUCCAAACAUAAACAAGAUGGCAGAAGAAACAGUCCAAGCAUGCAAACCAUGUCAACUGUACACAAACACAACGAUGAAAGAACCAUUGAUGUCAAUCCCUUACCCCGAACAACCAUGGCAAGACCAGCGAAGGUUGUUAACUCAACGGGAGCCAAGGAUGUGAUUCCGGCGAUUGCCGGUAUAUACAACAGCUACGGGAACCCGGACAACCACCGGACAGACAACCUCACUGGCUAG
Molecule: messenger RNA, 705 nt
Organism: Ciona intestinalis (vase tunicate)
Lineage: Eukaryota; Metazoa; Chordata; Ascidiacea; Phlebobranchia; Cionidae
Source: RefSeq, a predicted model, not a curated record